AUGUCCUUGGCAAAAAACACCAAUACCGAGGAAAUUGAGUUGAUGCGUAAGCUUCACGGCAAGCUUAUUCUUGACGAAAGUGGCUUCUUCCAAAAAGUGACCCAGAAGAAUUCAUCUCUAAACGGAAAAGCUGCGGAUACCUAUUACCAGAACUGGAAAGACCAAAACAACCUAAAGAACAAUGAGAAGGAUGUAGAAAGCCGUCGUGAACAUGCUCAGACAAUGACAAACUCAUUCUAUGACUUGGUAACAGAUUUCUAUGAAUAUGGUUGGGGACAAUCUUUCCAUUUUGCAAAGCUGUACAAGGGUGACACAUUCGAAGAAAAUAUUAAGCGCCAUGAAAGCUUCUUGGCUCUGAAACUCGGAUUGAAGAAGGGAAUGAAAGUAUUGGAUGUUGGCUGUGGUGUUGGCGGUCCUUUACGUGAGGUUGUCAAAUCAUCUGGAUAUGCUCAUGUUACUGGCAUCAACAACAACGCUUAUCAGAUUGAACGUUGCCGUGCUUACUCCGAAAAGUAUGGCUUAUCUGCAUACACCGACUUCAUUAAAGGAGACUUUACCAAUAUGCCCGUUGAGGAUCACACAUUUGACUCUGUAUUCUCUGUUGAGGCUACUGUACAUGCCCCGAAGCUCGAGAUGGUAUACGGAGAGAUUUAUCGCACACUGAAGCCUGGAGGACGAUAUGCAUGCUAUGAAUGGUGUACUACUCCAUCUUAUGACGAAAACAACAUCAACGAGAAGAAGAUUAUUCACGGCAUUGAACAAGGAAACUCAAUUUCCAAACUCUACACCACUGAAGCAUGCCUUGCAGCAGCAAAAUCUGUUGGGUUCAAGGUCAUUGAAGAAGGGGAUGCGGCUAUUUUGGAUGCAGCAACUGAACCAUGGUACAACACCUUAAAAAAGCCAGAGGGGCUUCGUGGUAUUCUUCGGUCCCCCUAUGGACGCUUUUACACUAACACACUACUUACCGGCCUCAGUAAAUUCAAUCUUGUCCCCCCUGGUGUAUUAGAGACAUCUCAGCUACUCAAUUCCGCUGCAGAUACACUUGUGGCAGGCGGAGAGAUGGGCAUCUUUACACCAAUGUACUUUUUCCUUGUUGAGAAACCACUUGACGCAUCUUCAUAA
This is a messenger RNA of Phycomyces blakesleeanus NRRL 1555(-), 1122 nucleotides long. RefSeq lists its product as hypothetical. Lineage: Eukaryota; Fungi; Mucoromycota; Mucoromycetes; Mucorales; Phycomycetaceae. Gene Ontology annotation, molecular function: sterol 24-C-methyltransferase activity. The transcript has 5 exons. Gene Ontology annotation, biological process: ergosterol biosynthetic process. The coding region runs from base 1 to 1122 and encodes 373 amino acids. The record is from RefSeq and is a predicted model, not a curated record. Gene Ontology annotation, cellular component: endoplasmic reticulum.